AUGGGUCGUUCAAAACAAUCGCUGAAUAAUUCUGCAGUUAAGUCUCCGAAACCUGGAACGACUCCCGAAUCUAAGAUCAAGAGCCCUAUGAACGGCAAAACAACGCCAAUGAGACCCGGAUCCAAGCGACCAGUCCCGGUCGGUAGCGAGGAAAGUGAAUCAGAUGUCGAAACUGUCAUGCCGGAUGAUCGCAUUGCCAGUUUGAAAGCAUCAAACAAAAAGCUGAAACUUGUCGAUGACAGGUCACUGGAUCCAGAAGAGGAUGACGUUGAAAGUGACGAGGAGGAAGACGAUGAAGAUGUUGACGUUGAUGAGGACGACGAUGAAGAAGAUGACAGCGACGACGAUGAUGAUGAUGAGGAAGAGGACGAUGACGAGGAUGAUGAUGAUGAGGAGGAGGACGAUGAAGAUGACGAAGACAGUGAGGAAGGGGAGGAAGAUGACGAGACAACCCAGAUUGCUGUGGGAGCCAAAAGUGCUGGUUCGAAGAAUGCUCCUCAAAAACUAACUCCCCAACAAAAGGGUGGAAAAUUGACUCCGAGUGUCCCUGCUGCCCCACCGAAAAAGGCGGCUACAGAGACAAAAGUAGAGAGUGGCCUGUCAGGAUCUGUGAUAAUAGUGAACGGACCUGAUAACUUGGAUAGUUUGAGAGAGUUUCUUUCAAAGAUAACUACCGUUACCGACAUACGCAAAAUGGAGCCCGCCCCUGUACUGGCUACGGUGGCAAACUUGAACAUCCUGAAGAGCCGCCUACAGUCAGAGAAGUUAACGUUCCAGGGAAAACCGCUCGAGAUAAUACCUGUGAACCAAUCAGGCGAUGCGAGGAUAACUGACAGUCUGUAUAUUAGUGGGAUCCCUAAAUCCACAACUAUUGAUCAACUUAGAGAUCAUCUUCCUGAGAACUGUCACCCUGUCGACUUCAAAUUGAUUACUAGGAAUCCACAUUUCAACAACGCAGUUUUGGCAUUCCCCUCUGUCGAAGCCGCCAUAAAGGCCUGUGAGGUGCUCCGAUCUUUGAAGCUAGGAGAUCGGUCAAUGAGGGUUUCCUUUACUGACCAUGUGGCUCAAAAAAGCUUUGAUCUCAGCCCAACAAUCGUGAUUCCCUACUUCACUGCUCAUCCUGAUCGUUUACGCCAGUUAUUCCCAACUUGCAUCGAUGUCACACAUGAUCGCGAGAGAAAGAAAGCGUUUGUCAAGUUCCCCUCACUGGAAGUCAGACGGGCUGCCAUCUCAGAACCUAAAUUCCUUAAUGGCAAAAAACUGUCACUUGGACUUUUAGGUGGACCAGAGCUGAAAACGGCUCUAAUUUUACGUGUACCAGCCACUGUACCGGAUUCGGAAAUCGAAAGUCUAUUCGCUGGUGUGGUUUCGCUGUCACGCAGUGCCAGGUCUCCUAAGGAUCUCUGUCCGGCCGUCACCGUUGAGUUUAAAACAGCCGCCGACUGCUCCAAAGCAAUUUCUUCACAUGUGACUUUAAAGGGACAACGGCUGGUGAUGUUCCCCAAAGCCGUAUUCGUCGAUGACGCCUCCCAGAAAAAAGUUGAAAACGUCAAUUCCGCACGAAAAAGUGAACCCCCUGCUAAAAAGACCAAAGCUGCCGAGGAAACCAGUGAGGAAGACAAGUUGAAACUCAAAGUUAACAAGGCUCUGAAGGCGAAAGAAACUAGUGAUGCUGAUGAAGAGGAAGUUGAAGAGGACGAGGAUGAUGAUGAUGAAGGUGACGAAGAAGACAGCGAGGAAGAGGAAGAAGAUGAGGAGGAGGACGAGGAAGAUGAUGAUGACGAUGACGACGACGAUGAAGAUGAAGACGAGGAGGAUGACGAUGAUGAUGAUGACGAUGAGAGUGAAGAAGAUACUCACAUGGCGUCACCCAAUGACCAGAAGAAUAAGAAACCGCAAAAUACACCCCACAAGAAGCCAUUUGGUGAGGUCCAGAAGAUGAACAAUCGCCCUGGAGGUGGGGCUAAUUUCAGAGGCAGUCAUAAAUUCGGUGGCAACUUAAAGAAUAAUUCACAACGUGGUCGCGGGGAUCAGUCUUUCCGUGGUCAUGGUGGUCAGUCCCCGCGUGGUCGGGGUGGUCAGUCUUUCCGUGGUCAUGGUGGUCAAUCCCCGCGUGGUCGGGGCGGUAAUAGAGGAGGCUGGCCCAAACAGGGCAGUCAUAACAAAAACAAAUGA
Molecule: messenger RNA, 2175 nt
Organism: Trichobilharzia szidati
Lineage: Eukaryota; Metazoa; Platyhelminthes; Trematoda; Strigeidida; Schistosomatidae
Source: the annotation of a GenBank genome assembly